Molecule: messenger RNA, 1594 nt
Organism: Physcomitrium patens
Lineage: Eukaryota; Viridiplantae; Streptophyta; Bryopsida; Funariales; Funariaceae
Product: hydroxyproline O-galactosyltransferase HPGT1
Cellular component (GO): Golgi membrane
Molecular function (GO): galactosyltransferase activity
Source: RefSeq, a predicted model, not a curated record
GGAAGGAAGUGGGGCGCUGAGUUCCGAGCGAGUGCGGGCCAGCUCUUACUUCGAUCUCGGCGAUGGUGGGUUGCCGAAGCCACGCCACAGCCACAGCCAACCCAAUGAGCCGCCUCUCUCCCUCCCCGUGAGAUAGAGAUUCUCAUCACUUCGCUCUCACCACUCCUGCAAUACCCACAAAUUUUCUCACCCUGGAGAUCCUCCUAGCGUUCGAUGAAGCCCGUCCGUGGUCUCCAUCCAAAGGGAGGCAACAUGAGGAAAGACAGCAUGACGGGCUACGUUUUGUUCUUCGUGUCCCUGCUUGCAUUGAUCUACACCGGUGAAAGGCUAUGGGAGGAUUAUAUAAUAAAAGUACAGCUGAGUAGUACUGAUCCGAGUAUCAGGCAUCAGGCAAAAGAUACCGUUUCACUGGAUGAAACACUGAGGUUGAUAGACUGCAAAGAGCAACAGAGGAAGUUAGUAGAUGCAGAGCUGGAGUUAGCUGCAGCAAAGAGGCAAGGGUACAAGCCUAUUAACUGUACGAGCGUGAACGGUCACAGAAAAAUAGUUGUAGGCAUAUUCACUAAUUUUGGUGGUCAGUCCCGCCGCACGUCCUCUCGCAAGAAUUGGCUACCUUCUGGUUCUGCACUUAAGGAGCUUGAAAAUGACAAAGGUAUCAUCAUUCGUUACGUCAUUGGUCGCAGUUCAAAUAGAGGCGACAUGCUGGACCGACAAAUUGAUCAAGAAAGCAAAGAAACAAAUGAUUUUUUAAUAUUGGAAGAUCAUGUUGAAAGUGAUGAUGACGUUACACAGAAAACCAGACUUUUUUUCAGCAAAGCAGUUCAUAUUUGGGACGCAGAUUUCUAUGUGAAGAUGGAUGAUAAUAUUGGCCUAAAUUUAGACAUGGUGGCAUCCAUGCUAUCCAAACACCACGACAAGCCCAGAGUAUAUGUAGGUUGCAUGAAAGCUGGGGUGGUUGUAUUUGACCCGAAUGCUCAAUGGUAUGAGCCUGACUGGUGGAAGUUUGGAGAGCAAAAGUCAGAGUACCAUCGACAUGCUGCUGGUCAAGUUUACGUUCUUUCUAGAUCACUAGCACUGCACAUAUCGAUUAAUAGUGCUCAUCUCAAAGAUUAUAAGAAUGAGGACGUAGCAGUUGGAGCUUGGAUGCUAGGAUUGGAUACAGAACACGUUGAUGACCGAAGCCUAUGCUGUGGCUAUAAUUCUGGCGCCGUCUGCUGGAUCCUAUAGCGGUGAGCUUUUUCAUUUAGUUUUUUUUCUUUUGCUUUUCUGUCAUAUUUACAGGAGUGCUCGCUUAUUUUGGAUUAAUGAGUAUUGAAGAGUCUUACAGACAAGCUUUUUUUUCACGGGAGUUAGGAUAUAGUAGCUUGGAUUAAGGUGGUUGCAAGAAGAAUCCCAGAUAGGAAAAGUUGGAGGAGUAAUUUCCUACAAUGAACAUUUCAGGAUUUAGGAUGGAUAGUCUAGUUUUGAGUGGGAGGGAUUCCUCUUAGAAAAUGAUAUUUAUAUAAACAGUUUGUACUAUUGUAAACCCAAUUUUGAAUGAAAGACAAUUUUUUUUGUCUUCGGAUGAGAUUGUUUAUCCGUAAGGUUGAAUCUU